Oncorhynchus mykiss (rainbow trout) is the source of this 3101-nucleotide messenger RNA. The record is from RefSeq and is a predicted model, not a curated record. Lineage: Eukaryota; Metazoa; Chordata; Actinopteri; Salmoniformes; Salmonidae.
AUGGUCUCUGUGACGGUUUGGGCAUACAUCAAGGGCUACUGUAAACGCAACGGGCUGCUGACGCUCUCGGUCAUCGCCGUGGUUUCCGGCUGUGUGCUCGGAUUCUCCCUCCGCAGCUUCAACCUUUCCACGCAGGCUAAGAUCUACUUCUCGUUCCCUGGAGAACUGCUGAUGAGGAUGUUGAAGAUGCUGAUCCUGCCUCUCAUCACGUCCAGUCUGAUGUCGGGGCUGUCAGCCAUGGACACUAAGGCCAGCGGGCGGCUGGGGGUGCUAACCAUCACUUACUACCUGUGGACCACCUUCAUCGCUGUCAUCGUCGGCAUCAUCCUGGUGCUGGUCAUCCACCCUGGUACGGGCACAGAGAAGGACGGGCACAGAGGAGGGUCAGGGCCCGUUAUGACUUCUGCUGACGCUCUGCUGGACCUCAUCAGGAACAUGAUUCCCUCCAAUCUGAUAGAGGCAACUUUUCAACAGUACCGUACAGACCUGGUGCCCAUAGUGGCCUCCAGUUUGGUGGAGUCCCAGGCCAACUACGUCUACGUGAUGCCCGACCACAACAACCCUCAGCUGGGCCACCCGGUCUUCCUGGAGAUCACCCCAGCUCCAGACAUCAAGUACAAGAUCGUCCCUGGCCACAGCUCUGGCAUGAACGUACUGGGGAUUGUCAUCUUCUCUGCUACUAUGGGUUUGCUCCUGGGGAAGAUGGGUGAGAGAGGCGCUCCAUUGGUCAAUGUGUGUCAGUGUGUCAACGAGUGUGUUAUGAAGAUCAUCAAUGCUGCCAUGUGGUAUUUCCCUUUCGGCAUUGUGUUCCUGGUAGCAGGGAAGAUCCUGGACAUGCAUGACCCCGCCCACCUGGGAGAGAAGCUGGGGAUGUACUUCAUCACAGUGUUAGCCGGCCUGUUUGUCCACGGACUCAUCCUGCUGCCGUUCUUCUACUUUGUGAUCACACGCAAAAACCCCUUCACCUACAUCAGAGGCCUGCUACAGGCUCUGGUCAUCGCCCUGGCAACCUCCUCCAGUUCUGCCACCCUGCCCAUCACCAUGAAGUGUCUGUUGGAGAACUGUGGAGUGGACAGACAGAUCGCCAGGUUUGUCCUUCCAGUGGGAGCCACCAUCAACAUGGAUGGGACAGCCCUCUACGAGGCCGUGGCAGCCAUUUUUAUCGCUCAGGUCAACGAGUACGAACUGGACUUUGGUCAGCUGGUCACCAUCAGUAUCACAGCGACAGCGGCCAGUAUCGGGGCUGCUGGGAUUCCGCAGGCAGGCCUGGUUACCAUGGUGAUUGUCUUGACCUCUGUGGGGCUUCCUCCCGCUGACAUCACACUGAUCGUGGCCAUCGACUGGGUCCUGGAUCGUUUCAGGACCAUGAUCAAUGUGUUGGGAGACGCUCUGGCUGCAGGCAUCAUGUGUCACCUCUGUAAGAAGGACUUUGAGAGGAGGGAGUCAAACGCUAACUCUGCCCGGAGGGACACAGUGAUCUCCUUCGGUGGCCAGAGUGUCCAGAGUUGUGCCCUGUCCGAGGCUCCUCUCAUGGACUAUGCCCAUCGCUGUGACUAUGUCUACGAGGUGGAAGGUGACUGUGUCACAGAGAAAUCUGGCCCCACUUACAACCUGUGUCAGGUUUAGGAGAAACCCGUUCCCUGUUACAAUCUGUGACCUUUGUUACAAAGAAACCGGUCCCCGGCUGCAACCUGUAUCACAGAGAAACCGGUCCCCUUCUACAUGCAGUGUCACAAACAAACCCGUCCCCUGCUACAACCUGCGUCACAGACAAACUCUGUUUGGUCUGAGACACUUUCACUGGACAGACAGCAGGGGGCACUGCCCGCCUUCAACAGAGACCUUUCUAUUCACAUGAAUAUACGUAGAGUUGUCCUGAUAUCAAUGGCUAUGGACUGGGGAAUUACAAUAGGACUGGGAAACAACCCUGCACUGAAAAAGAGUUUGCACUUUUCUGAUGUGGAUUUAUCAGGAGUUGACUAUAAUGUCCUCUGAUGGAUCAGUUGAUGACUGAUGGUGUGCUCACACCACUAAGUCACUUUGGUUAGUGUCUGGUAAAUGUUCAACGUUUUACUGUCUGAUGAUCACACCUGUGCCAUGAUGAGGAAGCAGGUUUUCCUCAUCAUUUUGUGACUGGCUGUCUAGGCUACUGUAACCUACCAGUGACACGGACUUAUACAAUAGGUCCACUAGGGUACAUGUUAUGUCCGAGUCAGUUUUCCUUCUUUAGCUCAAUGCAGAUUCUGCUCAGGACACCAUUUUGGUGCCACAAUGUACUGCAGUACAGCACAUUUUCUAGGCAACCAGGUGGCAUUAUGGACACCAUUGUGGUUCAAUGUACUGGGGACUGUAAAGAUAGAUGGCAAGAACUUUCAGAGUUUUUUGAAACCUUGUUUGGUAUCAGAAUGGCUAUAGAUACUUGCAUGAAGAUACAAUGUUUUAGGACAGGAGUAUUCAACUCUGACCCUAUGAGGUCCAGAGCCAGCAGGCUUCCUGUUCUACCUGCUAAUUAAUUACACCCACCUGGUGUCCCAGGUCUAAAUCAGUCCCUGAUUAGAGGGGAACAACGAAGAAAACGCAGUGCAACUAACUUCGAGAUCCAGAGUUGAGUUUGAGGGUUCUAGAGAUAUAUAACGGUAGUUUAACACACAACUGUGUGUGAAUAUUCUUUAUUUAGUAAUAGUUUUUUUAAAUGGUUAAACUUAAAUGUUGCACUUGCACAUUUUUUUUAAUUUUGCAGUCAGGUUUUGGAGUUGCCUUAAAAUGUUCUCAAUAACCAGCCACCGUUGCUGAGAAUGUUGCAACCGUGAAAGUGCUGAAAUUGAUAGGACUUUAUACUGAAAAUGAGUUUAAACAUACUAUGGGUAAAACCCCUCAUCGCUACCUCUUGUCAACUGAACUAUAACACAUACAGAACGGAUAACUGAUAUUUCAAUGUCUUAUUGGUAGAUUUACAGUAGAUUUCACAGUGAUGUACAUCUUUCAACACCUAGGAUCUUGAAGAAACUCCUCAAAAUGUUUUUUUUAUAGAAAUGAAACUUGUGUAUAUGCAAGAUACUUGUAGUUAUUUUCUAAUCCAAUUUGAAGUGUAAUGAUUUGAG